UAGUUUCAUUCCUAUUCUAUUCACAAAUGGAGAUUUUUAUCAUUGUUGCUCAAACGAAGGGGUUCGUUGCGUGAAUAAGGUAUUUAAAUUGGUGAACUGUCCCUUUAAACUUAUCCGAUUUUAGAAAACAACAUGUCAAAUAUUCUUGAGAAAAAGAAACUAGAGGAGGCUGAAGAACAUGUUCGUCUGGCUGAGAAACAUUUAAAAACUGCUCCUUUCAAAUUCAAAUUCAGUCCUGAAUAUGACCCAGCAGGUGAUGAGUUUGGAAGAGCAGGAACAGCCUACAAAGUUGCCAAGAAAUAUGAAGAAUCUAAGAAAUGUUACUUAAGAGCUGUGGAUUGUUAUAAAGAAGUGCAUCAAGUGUUUCAGGCCGGUCGCAUGCUUGACAAUGCGGUGAUGGUGUGUAAAGAUGCAAACAAACAUGAAGACAUCUCUGAGUAUGCUACAAGGGGUGCUAUGAUGUUUAGAACAGUAAAUAAGCCCGAGGCUGCACUAAGUUUACUAGAGAAAGCAGCAAAAAUUAUUGAAAAAUCGAGACCAGAAGAUGCUAUAGGUUUAUAUGAGAAGGCAGCUGAAACUGUAAGUGUAGAGGAUAGACCUAAUGUAGCUGCCGACCAUAUGGGGAAGGCGGGCAGAAUCUGUGUUCGACUAAAGGCCUGGGAUCGGGCUAUACCUUGUUUACGUGCAGAAGUUAAUUAUAGAAAAGAAGGAGGAAGUUCACCGGCCCAGGCAGUAAUGGGGUUAUUGUUGAUUGAGCUGAUGAAAGGCGACAGAGUAGCAGCUGAGAAGGUUUGGCGUGAACUUGGAGCGUGGUGUGAUGGAGAACAUACAAGAGCUGUUCAAAAUAUCAUUGAAGGUUAUGAUAAUCAGGAUGCUGAAAUGGUGAGUGCGGGAUUAGAUUCCCCCGCCAUAAAAAACUUGGAUCUUGAUUUUUCAAGAUUGGCCCGGGAAUUGCCGCGUCCAAGUGGAUCUGGCGGAACAAACCAAGAUGGCGGUGAGGAAGACGACGGGAAUGAACUUGGUGGGCUUUGCUAGUACUUUGUUUUUUAACCUUGCGAGAUUUUCUUGUAUUUUGUAUGUCCUUCAUUUUCAGAUAAUUUAUUAAAGGCAAGUUUUAGCAAUGGUCUUCCCAAGGAUGCAAUACACUUUUUUGUUUAAUUUAUACAGCUAUUGUAUAAUGUAUAUAGCUAUUGUACACAGCUAUUGUAUAUAGCUAGUUGUUGUGAGCGAAGUUGCCAAAAUCACAAAAAAUUACAUUUGUUGAAUUUCUUUUUUUUCUGAAUAAAUAACACAAGACGA
Molecule: messenger RNA, 1299 nt
Organism: Eurytemora carolleeae
Lineage: Eukaryota; Metazoa; Arthropoda; Copepoda; Calanoida; Temoridae
Product: gamma-soluble NSF attachment protein
Exons: 15
Coding region: 133-1035 (300 amino acids)
Biological process (GO): intracellular protein transport
Cellular component (GO): vacuolar membrane; SNARE complex
Molecular function (GO): syntaxin binding; soluble NSF attachment protein activity
Source: RefSeq, a predicted model, not a curated record